Molecule: messenger RNA, 570 nt
Organism: Cyclospora cayetanensis
Lineage: Eukaryota; Apicomplexa; Conoidasida; Eucoccidiorida; Eimeriidae
Exons: 4
Coding region: 1-570 (189 amino acids)
Source: RefSeq, a predicted model, not a curated record
AUGGAAGGCUUGGGCGAUUUGGAUGCAUUUAUUGCUGGCUGCGAUGCCACAAAAAUUAGUGCAUUCGUGGAACAUGUACACCGGAGGUUUUCCGAGGCACAGGCUCAGAAGCAGAAGAAAGUUGAGACUGUUCUGUCCACUAUGCACGAGCAGUUACUGCAGCUAUCAGCCGGCAAGAAGGUGCAGCUGAACUCUCGUAUCAAAGAACUGCUGGCCUCUUUAAACAAAAGAAGAGACAAUGCGGCGGAGGAGCUCGCUCGGUGUCUAGAUUCCGCGCGGGCUAAAAAGCAAUCCCUCGUACAUUCGUUUCAAGAACAGGAAAAGGCCUGUCAGGUCCGAUCUGCAAUGCAUGGAAUAAUUCAGGAGCUAGAAAGAGAAAUGAAGGAACUGACGCAAGAAUAUACCAUCCGCCAACAAGAGCUGGGGCCAUCAGCACCAGCAACAGCUCCCGCAGAUAGCUCUGUGGACACCGCAGAAAUUAAACCAAGACAUGGAACGAGAGAGAACAUGAAGCAAUGCCCUUCAAGGAGAUGGCUGAGAAUGGAAUGGAGGGAUCUUCUCACAGACUAG